AUGUCAAAUUAAGGUAUGUUAAGAAUAGGAACUUAAGAUUAAUUUUUAAGAAAAAAUCAAUUGAAUUAAUUUCAUCCAACCCCCAGUCAUCGAAAAACUUCUCAAACUAAACCUUAGUCAAUCGAUUAAAUUCCAGACAAUGCAUUAGAAAAAUUUUAUUUGUACAAGCAAAAAAAGAAUGAUGUGAGAAUGAAAGAAUAAUUGAACAAAUAAAACUAACGAACAUCUUAAAACUCCAUAGGUUAAUAAAACUAAUUCUUUAUUAAUGCAAAUUUCGUUAAGCAUUAAAGUAGUUAACAAAAGCGUUCUGUUCAAUCUGUAACUAUUGAAGCUAUAGAAUCAGUUUAAAGAACUAUAAAAACAGAUAUGGGAAAUGCUACAUCAUUUUUACAUAAAGCAAAAAGCUUAGAUCAAGAUGACUAAAUUUAAUAAGUUAAGCAUCAUAACGUUGUUGUGAGAUUUGGAAACUAAGAUUAUUACUUUUAUUUUGAAGCCCAGUAAGAAUAUAAUGUUAAUAAAUUUAGCAAUAAUAUGAAAUCCAUUUGGUUUUAAAUUUUGUAAAGAUUACACAAUAAUACAUAUGCAAAUCCUCAAGAAUGUUUUGCCAAUCUUAAGGAUAAGCCUUCAAUAAAUUAAAUUGUUAGCUUCAUUUCUUAAUAGCAUUCAAUACCAAUUGAUUAUUAUAUAGCUCAGCCAGAAUUGCAAUUUAAUGUGUUUAUGAACUCAGGUUUAAAAUUGGAAGCAUUGUUUUUGUAAAUCCAAUCAGAACAAAAAGUUUGUUUAAAAGAUUUUAUUUUUUUAAAGAAUAUUGGAGUGGGAGGUUUCUCUUUAGUUUAUUUGGUUAGAAAAAAAGACACAGGAAAAUUUUAUGCUCUAAAACUAAUUGAUAAAGAGUUUAUCAUAGCAAAAAAGAAAUAGUAGAUUGUAUUAAAUGAACGAAAUAUCAUGACUUUGCUUAACAGUCCAUUUUUAUUACAUUUAUCUUAUGCAUUUGAAUCAAGAUAAUUUAUUGUUUUUGUUUUAGAAUUUUGCCAAGGAGGAGAAUUAUUCUUUCAAUUGAAAUAAAUUAAAAGAAUGAAUGAAGAGCAAGCUCGCUUUUAUAUAGCUGAAAUAAGUUUAGUAAUAAUUUUAGUUUUUAUUAAGGGUCUAAAUGAAAUUCACUCAUUAAAUAUAUUAUAUAGAGACAUUAAACCUGAAAAUAUUUUGAUGGAUAUAUAAGGGCAUGUUCGAAUAGCAGAUUUUGGUUUAAGUAAACCAGAAAUAAGUAGAGAAGAAAAAGCUUAUAGUUUUUGUGGAUCUCCAGAAUAUAUGGCUCCAGAGAUGCUUUUGAAAUAAGGACACACUUAAACUGUAGAUUUUUAUUGUUUGGGAGCCUUGCUUUAUGAAUUACUUACUGGAUUACCACCAUAUUAUUCUACAGAUACAAAUUAAAUUUAUCAAGAUAUUCUAUAUUCUAAAUUAACCUUCCCAAAUGAUGUAUUAUUUUAAAUUAAAUUCAAGUUAAAUUUAUCAAAAGAUGUUAAAAAUCUUCUGAUGUCACUAUUAAAUAAAAAUCCAAACUAAAGAUUAGGAUCAUCUGGAGGAAUACAAGAGAUUCUUUAGCAUCCUUUUUUUUCUUAAAUUGAUCUUAAAUAACUAAUGCUAAAAAAAGUUAAGCCUCCAUUUCGUCCAGAUCCUUUGAGAAUGAAUUUAGAUGAGAAGGAAUCAUAAAAAGGAGAACAAGAUUUUAGGAAAAUGAUUGCUUCAAAUAAAGGUGCCAAUCUACCUGUUAUUUUUGGAUCAUCGUUUUAUUAUGAAUCUCCUUAAGAAGCUUAAAUCAAAUCAGUAUAUAAAGAAUGGAUUUCUCAAACAAAUUUACAAUCGAAUACUUCUUGUGUAGGGUCUUAUCAUAGUUAAGGAAAGUAUUUAUAUCUUAUAAUUUUUAAAGAUAGACUAAACCACAAGAUAUAGUACCUUUAAUAUAAUCUGUCAAAAAUAACCCUAGAUCUCGCUAAAUUACAAAUUAAAAAUAAUAAUCAUAAAAAGCAAUUGGUUAGAAAUCUUCUUUGGAGAAAAUUAAUUAAGAAAGAAAGUUUUUUUCAAAAAUUUGA
Molecule: messenger RNA, 2090 nt
Organism: Paramecium sonneborni
Lineage: Eukaryota; Ciliophora; Oligohymenophorea; Peniculida; Parameciidae
Source: the annotation of a GenBank genome assembly